Babesia ovata is the source of this 615-nucleotide messenger RNA. RefSeq lists its product as uncharacterized. NCBI's taxonomy places the organism in Eukaryota, Apicomplexa, Aconoidasida, Piroplasmida, Babesiidae. The coding region runs from base 1 to 615 and encodes 204 amino acids. The transcript has a single exon. The record is from RefSeq and is a predicted model, not a curated record.
AUGACGUUUGAGUUCAUCGAUGUAAUGAGUUUCGGCAGCGGUGACGUAUUUUAUAAACUCAUCGGCGUUUUUAAUGGGAUCAGACUCCAGACUUUUGUGAAGUUCAUUAAGUUUCCGUCGAAGAUCUUGCAAUGUAUUUGCUUUAACGUCACCGGUUCUCGAAGCGUUACCGAUCUUCUCAUUUUGCAACUCAGCAAGUUUCAGCCUCACAUCAUUGGUGGUUCUAGAAACUGCAUCGGCAAGCGUUUCGAGAUGAUGUUUGAUUUUUUGAGCAACUCCUUCCAGCUUUUGUGGGAUUGCGUUGGCGGCUACUUCGGCGACUCUGUCCUUUACGUCUGUGAUCGCCUGGUCCAGGUUGGCGGCGUGGUUGGUUUGGGUGGGAUCUUGAAGCGCCGAGUUGACGUUGGUGUGGAGGUAUGUAAUUGGUUCCUCCAAGCGCUGCAAUGGCGCAUCGAUCGUCAAAUCAGCGCCGUCGAGCUGAACUUUAAUAUUGUUGGCGGCUGCUAUGGCGCUGGACAAUUGCUUAAUUUCAAUGUCAUUCAUGAACUUUCCAACUUGUCUACCCGCUUCGUCAGCCGCCUCCGACACCGCAGUGAGGGUGCUUUGAACGGCUAA